CAUUGUCGUAGAGACAAGUGCAGCUCUUCUGCGUUUAAUUGAACGAGAUCAUUACUAUUGAAGGUUUUGACAAAACACCAACACGUAACACCCCUCUCUCUACGGUUGAUGACAGACCGUCCGUGAAGGCUAGAUUCUCCACUUCUUGUUUUUACCACCAGGGAUGAAGUCUUGAAUAUCUGCUUUGACAGGGUGAAUAGCUUUUGUAUACCAGCUCACUUGUAUAAUAACAUGGACGUUAGGCUUGACUCGGGUGAAACUUAGCGUGAAGGCAUCGUAGAGUCGUGAGUGAGUCUAGUUGAUGGAUUAACUAUCAGGUGGCGCUUAAUGAAUAGCUUCUUGCUGUGCCGAUUGUGUGAUUACUCCUUGAUUGAUUCAUCAAUGAAUAGUUUUAUUGGUAACCCUCAAUGGCCACCUAGUGGACAAGGUAUAAAAAGAUGUAGAAUGUGUAGUUUCAUAGUAACUUAAAUAAAGACUUCAUGUUACGCCCUCUAUUGAGUGUAGUUCCAGAUUCACCCUGAAGCGUUUGGGCACACCCGACUCUCCAGCUAUUUCGCCACAAAGUCUCGCUUACACGGUGGCGCCUUUCGAAGCCGUAGGUAUGACAGGCUUGGAAAAGACGGACAAACUAGGUACGGGGACACCACCUGCUCCACCAUCGCACAGUGCCGCUUCCCCAACACACCUAAUUCAACAGACACCGCUCUUUCAAGAUGGAUACUCUUUGCCUCCGCCACCUUUUCAGAGCGUUCCUAAUGAGGCCAUGCAUAUAGGAGGAGCUAUGCCUACUCAGUGUAACAUGCACAGAGCACACUCCAGAUCCAUGUCGUCUCUACCCCCCGAACCUUUCAUGAUUAUGCGUAGUAAGGCCUUAAAUCGAAGGGUUACCAUCAACGUGGGAGGGGUGAAGCACGAGGUGCUGUGGCGCACUCUUGAAAGGCUUCCACACACUCGACUUGGUCGUUUGAUAGAGUGUAACGCGCACGAGGCUAUCAUGGAGCUUUGCGACGACUACAGUCUGGUGGACAACGAAUAUUUUUUUGACAGGCAUCCGCGAUCUUUCAGCUCAGUGCUUAACUUCUAUCGCACAGGAAAGCUCCAUCUGGUAGAGGAAAUGUGCGUACUGGCUUUCAGCGACGAUUUGGAAUACUGGGGAAUUGAUGAACUGUACCUGGAGUCCUGCUGUCAGCAGAAAUAUCACCAGCGUAAAGAACACGUGCACGAGGAAAUGCGCAAGGAGGCAGAGUCACUUAGGAAAGGGGAAGAGGAAGACUUUGGAGAGGGACGUUGUGCUCAGUAUCAGAAAUUUUUGUGGGACCUUCUUGAAAAACCAACUUCGUCUCUAGCAGCAAGAUCUUCUUCUCUCGCCUGUGUAUACCUAACUAGCCGUAUUUCUGUGUCUGUUUGUCUGUCUUGUCUUCGUGCCUCACGUGACAUACUUUCACACUUGAUGGUGGGAAUGGUCGUCGCUGUGCUCUCUAUUCUAUUUAUAGUUCUAUCGACAAUCGCUCUGACCCUCAACACGCUGCCCCAGAUGCAGGUGGAGGAUAAGGAUGGCCAGCAGGGUGGAGAUAAUCCUAAGCUGGCCAUGGUGGAAGCUGUAUGCAUAACGUGGUUCACGCUGGAGUACCUCUUGCGGUUUAUUUCGGCGCCAAAUAAAUGGAAGUUCUUUAAAGGUGGAUUGAACAUUAUAGAUUUGCUAGCUAUUAUGCCGUACUUUGUGUCUCUGUUUCUCAUUGAAUCCAAUAAGCACACAGACCAAUUUCAGGACGUCAGACGUAUUGUGCAAAUCUUCCGAAUCAUGAGGAUUCUUCGAAUCUUAAAAUUAGCCCGUCACAGCACGGGGUUACAGAGUCUUGGGUUCACACUGAAAAACAGUUACAAGGAACUCGGGUUGCUCAUGCUAUUUCUGGCCAUAGGGAUCAUGAUCUUUUCAAGUUUGGCAUAUUUUGCUGAAAAGGAUGAGCCAGACACCAAAUACACCAGUAUCCCAGAGACGUUUUGGUGGGCGAGUAUCACCAUGACAACUGUUGGCUACGGUGAUAUCUACCCGACCACACCUUUUGGGAAGAUGAUAGGGAGUGUCUGCUGUAUCUGCGGGGUGUUAGUCAUUGCUCUGCCCAUUCCCAUUAUCGUUAACAACUUCGCCGAGUUCUACAAGAACCAGAUGCGAAGAGAAAAAGCACUGAAGAGGAAAGAAGCACUGGAGAGAGCCAAGAGGGAUGGUAGUAUAGUUUCAUUCCACCACGUGAACCUGAGGGAUGCCUUUGCCAAAUCCAUGGACCUCAUCGAUGUGCUGGUGGAAACUGGUCACAAUAUUAGUCAAGUGGAUGCCACGAGUCUGGGAGAAGAAUCGGCACGGUUUCAUACAGGAACCGGUUGUUAUAAAAACUUCGAUCGCACCAUGCAUGGGGGGCUACUAAGCCGUCGAAAGGACUCUCAAGCUCAGUCACUUCCCCUGGAGACCAUAAAUCCCACCGCUAACAACCUGGUCGACUUCUCGGUCUUUAAAAAUAAAAAUGGUCCAACAGAGGGUUAUAACGGGGCUCCUGAGGACACAAGACCGAAUCCUCUUGACGCAAUCACCAAUGACUAUCAGCAGGAGUAUUCCUCGCCAGAAAUUGGAGACUUUAUUAUUGACCAGGAUUUUUGCUGUACUGAAGAUCUUCAAGCAAACAUUGAAAUGAAGACAAUUAAUAAAUGGGACAUGGGAAGCGUCGAUAGUUCUGAUACCUAUGCAAGCUGUAAUACUAACCCAUUUGAUUCUCAGGCAGACCUGACCACUGAAGAUUCCACUCCCGCACGAAGCAACCUAUAUGUAAACCCCCUUGAAGACCCCUUGCAGAUAGGGUCAGCCCCAGUGACACGGAAAUCUUUGGAGGUUCCAGUGUCCCACCCCUCUGUUGCUUUAACUCUCAGCAGCUCUUCUGGAGACAGUUACGAUGAAUCCUCAGGAAGAACGAUUAUUGAACAACCCCAGACUGACACACACAAUGCCUUCAACACCCUGUCAUCUCAGAAGAAACCGCGUUUUCUACUAGGACUGAAAUCUAAAACUCGUUUAGAUGAAAUGGACUCUCCACAACGAAGUUUUCAAUCCUCCACAGACUCCCUCAUUACAUCUGGUAACAGACCAAAGGUUGGAAUUAAAACGCCAUUCUCCUCUCGAGCAAGAUCUUUGGGAAGGAGCCAUUUCUUUGGAGAUACGGAGCCCAGCCCAGCCUCUCGGCAUCUACAACCAAGUCCGGAGGUCAGUAAGAAGAAAUCCAUCCUGAAGAAAGGAGAUAGCAUCCACAAAGAAGAAAUGGAAAAACUGCUAGCCGAUCCAACACAUAGUUUAUCCAAACAGAACUCUGAAGAAGUCAGUAGUGAAGAAACUUUUUCUCCUACUCUAGGUAGUUCUAUGGGCAAACUACCUCUGAAGGCGAUUGGUCCAAAAACGGGAACCAGACCUCACGCUCAACCAAUCAAGUUUCUAGGUGUUCUUGAGGACAAUAAAAUGCUGUCCAACAAGGGGAGUCCAUCUCCCAGUACAACAGGCCCUCGUCUUUUGAGUCCAAGACCCCAGUCCAGAAGAGCUCUAACCCACGACGGUGUUCACUUUUCGGGUGCUCCCUUGAGCCGGACGCUGGUCAAGCAAGCACGUGUAAAUGAACUUAAUCCUAAAAUAAGUGAACCUCUUGGAGCAAUGGAGAGUGAUCUACCACCCCCUAUAAGCACAUCUGCGCAGUGUACUAUAAAUAACUCCGAAAGAUACUGUAGUAAUCCGUUGUGUAUAUAUUCUUAUAACCCUAUAGCACAGGCCUCGUCAUCCCCUAGUAUUUGUAUAUGUGGCCACCAGGUGGCUCCCUUGCUCUCUUCUUUGCCCAUUACAGAUAUGAGCCGUGAUCAUUCUAGGUUGACGACAAACAUGCCAAACGAUUCCUUUGAAUUGGUCGAUUUGUCUAAAGAAGAAACAAAGCUGCUGGAAAGUGAAAAGUACCAGAAAAACCCAUCAUCUAAUGAUGCUUCCGUCUUAUCGUAGCAGUUCAGUGACUCUGGACAGCUGUUGUUUUUAGAAUGAAUCUUCAAGCCCAUCAUCGUUUACUGGUUGGAACUAUAACUAACUCUGUGACGCAAAGCGGAAACGACUGUAAACUUUACACUGUGGUGCUUUUCUUACUGCCACCUGCCUACAACACUUAAUUCAAUUAUUAAUUCUGUCCCUACUUCUAAAACUGACUUGACCAGUGGCGGCUCGUCAGAAGAGGGAAAAGGAGCCCAUGCCUUCUGAAAGAUUUUGAACAGAUUAAAUAUUACUUAUUUUGUAUAUUAAUACCUUUAUUAUUUUUGCUUGCUUUGGGCGCAACAUUCUUUGUAGCAAAACGCUUAAAAAAUCUUGUCCUGCUCUGUGUCAUUUAUGGAGGUGACAUCUGGUGCCGAUAAACAAAGACCAAUUGUACCUCUCGGACCUUUUAUUAUCUAUCAACUUCUGCGAGAAGAUUCGAACCUUAUUCUGAGUUUAACAAAGAUUUUUAAUGUAGCCAAUCAGAAUCUAAGUUAAAAAAAAACAACCAGUGAAAACCAUUUAAAGAAAACUUUGCACGACCGUUCAUGGGGGUACAUAUUUGAUUCUCUUAUUGUUCACUCAGUGUUUUUAAGGAUAUAAGUAAUUCAAAGUGAAUUUCAUUAACUGAUAUGGAGCGGAUUGGUUAAAAAAGUGCGACGACCUAUCUUAAUAUAGAGGCUAUUUUGGAGUUUUACAAUUCAAAGUAUAGUCAAGCCUAGUUUGACACAACGACGUUACCAAUGUGUUUGCAGCUAUGAAAAAAAUUCACGUAUAAAUAAGUCGAGACACCUAAAGUAAGAGCUUAUUUCAGUGUUCUCUAGUUUUUUUGGGUGAGUUUAAAAAUAUCGUUGUCUCUUCCUCGAGGUUAACUACGAGCCGCCACUGGACUUGACAUGAUAUGUAUUAUCAGUCCAACAGCACAGCCACUCUUAUCCCUGUUUACUUCAUGUCUUAUCCAUCUGGUAGAUUAUUCAACCACGACCUUUUUCAAGGUUUCUCGGACAACAGUUUAUCACUCAGUUAAUAAGGGCAGCCUCUCUUAUCCCCAUUUACUUCGUGUCUUAUCCAUCUGGCAGAUUAUUCAACCACGACAUUUUUCAAGGUUUCUCGGACAACAGUUUAUCACUCAGUUAAUAAGGGCAGCCUCUCUUAUCCCCAUUUACUUCGUGUCUUAUCCAUCUGGCAGAUUAUUCAACCACGACUUUCUUCAGGCCUCUGAAACAGAUAAUCCAAACAUUCUUCUGUAGUUUUUUGUGACCAAUAUUUUACAUAGUUUUUCUUACAACACUUUUUAUAAUUACACAAAGUACAUGAUGUAUAUUAUAUUUAUCCAACCAUUGCCUUCGUAAUGAUUUUUCAAUAAAUAUCUUUUUAAUAUAACGCCAAACUUUACAAAUCACGCAAAAUAUAAUUUUCAAAAACAACAAUAUUAUUACUGUCAUGACUGCUAUUCUCAGUAAACUGUAUUCGAUAUUAAGCCGUUACUGGCCUAUCUUCUAAGUAUAUGUAUAUACGUUUAUGAAGGCAACAUCUUGGACAACAUAUUUAAAAACAGUCGAUAUUUUCAUACGUUUCAGUUUUCGUCCAAUUCAGAUGUAAACUGCCGCAUACUUGUUUUACUGGUCACUAAAGAGGUAACGAGUUCAAUGUUUUUAUAAUUAACAACAACAGAACAAGCACAUUAUUUUUCAGUCAUUGCCAAUGUAUAUUUUAUCAAAUGUUUUAUUUUUCAGGGUGAUUAUUUAUAUACAGUGUGUUCUAUCCCUCCUUCCAGACUUUACGAAUGUUUGUUGACCUUUCAAUCUGUCUUAACCUACGAGUUUUUGUAUAGACAGCAGUGUAAUAAGUAACUAGUUGUAGUCGACUAACGAAGUUUAAAAGUUAUACUUCAAGCAACCUCAACGCACCAACUGUUUCUCUAAUAACAAUCUUUGCUACAUUUGUCAUCGAUGUCCCAGCUGUCCCUGCAAUCGUUAUCGAUGUCCCAGCUGUCCCUACAAUCGUUAUCGAUGUCCCAGCUGUCCCUACAAUCGCUAUCGAUAUUCCAACAGAUGAUUAUUGAAGUUUCAACUGUUUCGCCAAUCACUCUCAAUGUCACAACUAUUUCUUCAAUUACUAUCGACGUUUCGACUGCUUCUCCAAUACUUCAGCUGUUUUUACUAUCGACGUUUCAACUGCUUCUCCAAUCAAUGCUGUUUUUUAGUAUCGACUGCUUCACCAAUACUUCAGCUGUUUUUUACUAUCGACGUUUCGACUGCUUCUCCAAUACUUCAGCUGUUUUUUACUAUCGACUGUUCUCCAAUACUUCAGCUGUUUUUUACUAUCGACGUUUCGACUGCUUCUCCAAUACUUCAGCUGUUUUUUACUAUCGACUGUUUCUUCAAUACUUCAGCUGUUUUUUACUAUCGACGUUUCGACUGCUUCUCCAAUACUUCAGCUGUUUUUUACUAUCGACUGUUUCUUCAAUACUUCAGCUGUUUUUUACUAUCGACGUUUCGACUGCUUCUCCAAUACUUCAGCUGUUUUUUACUCCAUUUCUUCGGUCACCAUUGGAAUAAGAAUUUUUUAUUAUAGAUACAAAGUGAAAUAAUUAACCAGCUACAAAGUCUUCGUUUCAAUGUUGGUUAUUGUUACAGAAUUAAUUUGCGUGAUAUAUUGUAUGUAGUUAAUUGUGUAUGCCUGGUAGGUGAGCUUCUAGUAUGGGCUUAGUCUGCUUGAAAAUAGGUUAUUAGAGACAAUUACCAAAUUUGCAAAAUCACAGACUGCCUGUACAGCAUCUCCAUACUAUUAAAGACCAGAAUGUGAUCUAAUUAAAACAAAUGAAAGAAAACAGUUUUAACUGAAUAAUAUAUUGAACUACACAUAUUUUAUAUGUGAAUACAAUCGCUGGACUUGAAAAUUCGCCACUAUUUAGCGCUUCUUUUUGAUUAUCCAAUCAGUGGUUGUGAUAGGCGAUUGUUCAAGAGCUCGUACUUCAUCAUUCCGAGUGGCCUGGUGUGGAAUUAUAAAGGUUGUGACAUUCCCAACAAUUCAGGAGAACUUCCUGCUGCAGCUCAACUGUUAUUUCUAUAAAACGCAAGAGCUUUGUUGAUUUGUUGAAUUUUUCUUCACAAUUUAUGUCGAUAGUCGUUUGUUAAUGGUGCUCUGAAAAAAAAAAAGAAAUUUGUGUGUGUGUGUGUGCGUUUUCACCAGGUGCUUAGAGCAUUAGGAAACUAAAAAGUCUGCACAAAUCUGAUUUCAACUAUGGUGUCGCUGUUUGAACAGCUAGCACUGGAUCCACAACAAAGAACUCACUGAUUGGAUAAUUCCAAUUUACACAUAGUAAGAACGACUUUUUUAUUGUUUGGUCAAACUUAUUUUCAAAUAUAGCGAGCCAAAGUAUUAAAAUUGGGAGAAUAGAACUUUAUGUAUACAGUUCAAAGUUGAAAACUGGAUAUGAAGCACAAGUUAAACCUACACAGUUUCAAGAAAAGCAUUUGGUCUCCUUAGGACAUUUCAAGAGUAACGUUUAAAUCAUGGAUUACUUAUCUCGCAAAGUGUACGCCCACGAAGUUUGAAUUCUUAACAAAAUUCUGCUCUCUUCUUAAUAUAUACUCACGAAUAUUUGGUAUUUUCGACAUUUUGUGUUUGUGACUGUGAUUAAUUGAAUUGUCAUUAAAAGAAAUAUAACAUAUUAUCGGAGAAAAAUAUUUGAUUUAUAGGAUUUAAUUUUAUUUAAAAGUUAAAAGAAAAAGGAAAUUGCGGCAGACGCUUAGUUUAAUUUAUGAAAUUCAUUUUAACAUAAUUUUAAGGUGUUUCUUUAUCAUUUAUCAAAUAAGUAGAGUUAAGUUUCGUCAUGAAUGUUUUGAUUUUUACGAUAAAAAAUAUUAUUUCAAUUACAGUUUCUGUUAAAGCCGCUAGGGCAGCAGCUCCUUAACUAAAGUCAAAUCGGCUGUAACAAUGAAGAACUUCAAAAAACAAAAUGAAAUCUCGGAAGCAAAACAGGCCUAAACCGAUUCAUUGGGGAUUGGAAUAUAAUAAUUUAAGUUGAAAAUAAAUAUUAAAAUUAUUAUUAUAUAUUUUGUGAUUUUAUUUUGUCGAUCAAACUAAAGGUUACUGUUGGGAAAGCAAUAGGCCUAAUGUUUAUGAUAAAACUUACGUUACGCUGCCAGAUAUCUACUAACAUUUCAAGCAUGCGCGAAUAAUGUUAUAAAGUGUACGCUUUUUUGAUUACUAAAUUGUUUAAUGUAGUUUUCUUCUGUUUAGUAAGCUUAAGCUUGCAUUGUUGCAGUGCUGAGAGACUAGUGUUGCAGCAAGCUGAAACUAGGCUCACUUCUUUUUUCCGUUUUACUUCCAUUUUUUACCACGUCUUUGUAACAAACUUGAACUAACAGUCCUCAUAUGUCUUUCUACUUCUUUAAAUUUUCUAAUUCGUACGUUCAGGUUUAAUUAAUUAUUGAUUUGUAAAACUUAACUGUGUGUGUUUGAACGAGUUCGUUCCAGCAACUGUAUGUCUUUUAAAAAUCGUUUUUCUCAUGUUUACAUGCAAGAACUAUUGAAUUGUGAACCAGUUUGCGACCGUUAUGCGCAACGACGAAAGAUGUACACAGAUUUGUAUGUUCUCCUUCAUUUACUGAACUUUUUAAUAAAGAAACUAACUUCUA
Limulus polyphemus (Atlantic horseshoe crab) is the source of this 8691-nucleotide messenger RNA. RefSeq names its product potassium voltage-gated channel protein Shab-like. The coding region runs from base 602 to 4024 and encodes 1140 amino acids. Lineage: Eukaryota; Metazoa; Arthropoda; Merostomata; Xiphosura; Limulidae. The record is from RefSeq and is a predicted model, not a curated record. The transcript has 8 exons. Gene Ontology annotation, biological process: protein homooligomerization; potassium ion transmembrane transport. Gene Ontology annotation, molecular function: protein binding; delayed rectifier potassium channel activity. Gene Ontology annotation, cellular component: voltage-gated potassium channel complex; membrane.